AUGUAUUCUCUCUCUCUCUCUCUUUCUCUCUCUCUCUCUAUCUCUCUCUCUUUGGUUUUUCUUUCUUUCUUUCUUUCUUUCUUUCUUUCUAUUUUUCAUUCUUAUUUCCCUUCUUUAAAAUGUUUUUUUCUUUUAUAUUUUUCAUUUUCUUUUACAUUAUUUCUUUUUAUUUUUUCCUCUCUCUUUUUCAUUAUCCAUUUUCCAUUUAUUUUAAUUCUUUCUUUUAUUUUCUGUUACCAUUUUUCUUUCUAUAAUUUUCUUCUUUUUCUGUUUCUUCAAUUUCUUUAUAUUUCACAUAGUUUUUUAUUUCUUAUUUUCCUUCUUUUUUUAUCAUUUUCCUUUUCCAUUAUUUUUUUCAUUUUCUUUGUUUCUUCCUUUAUUUUCUGCUUCUCGAUUUAUCUUUUUUCUUCCUUCCAUUGCAUUUUUCUUCAUUCUUUCUUUAUUUUCAUUUCUUUUUUUUUUUUUUGUUUCUCAUUGUUCGGUUUUCUUUCUUCUCUUUUCUUUCUUUCUAUUCUUUUCUCUCGUCUUCUCUUUUUUCUUUUUCUUCUCUUUUCUCUCGUCUUCUCUUUUCUCUUUUUCUUCUCUUUUCUCUCGUCUUCUCUUUUCUCUUUUUCUUCUCUUUUCGCUCUUGCUUCUCUCUUUCUGCUCCCUUUCUUCUCUCUUCUCUCUUUUUUCUCUCAUCAUAUAAGAAAAAUGUGA
This is a messenger RNA of Acanthosepion pharaonis, 699 nucleotides long. The record is from the annotation of a GenBank genome assembly. Lineage: Eukaryota; Metazoa; Mollusca; Cephalopoda; Sepiida; Sepiidae.